AUGAAGAGGUCGUGUUCGCUGUCCUCGUUGUCAACGAGGCUCGCGCUUCUGGUGGCCGGGUUGUUGCUAACAUCGUUGCUGUACGUGCACCAUUAUCGUCUUGGUUCUCCAGACCAUCGAUACCUGGACCAAAGUAUUGGCGCUGUCUUUCACCAAGAUGAGGUGCCGACAACGAGGUACUACGAUUGGACCGUUGAACGAACAGAGCUGGCUCCUGAUGGUGUCAAGCGGGACAUGAUCACCGUAAAUGGUCGAUUCCCUGGCCCAACGAUCCAAGGAAACGUCGGGGACCAUAUCUCUGUUGUAGUCAGGAACCGCCUACCGCGCAACAUCUCGCAUCCGGAACGGGAGCGUUACUCCACGAUGAUGCACGAAGUCUAUGAUGUCGACACCGACAGCAAAGUGUCUAUCCACUGGCAUGGUCUCUCGAUGCGAGGGAGCCCACAAUCCGAUGGAGCCCAUGGCUUCACUUCGUGCGCAUUCGGGCCCGGGGAGGAGAAGACGUACACGUUCCAGCUCCAAGAGGAGGAUGCGGGCACGCAUUGGUGGCAUAGCCACAUUGGCAUGUCUCGCUCCGACGGGCUGUGGGGGAGCCUCAUCGUGCAUAGCAAGAAAGAGCGGGCCAAUCUCGUGCAACGGGCUGGUCUCAGGUGGGACAAAGAAGAAGUCGUGGCACUUGGUGAUCACUACCACAAGCCGGGCGCCGAGCAGAUCUCGUGGUUCAUGUCGCGCUACUCCCUCGGCUAUGAGCCCACGCCCGAUUCCGGCCUGAUCAACGGGCGGCACAUCUUCGAAUGCGCGAGAAACAUGGUUGAUGGGAUCCGAUGCGACCAAAGUCUGGGAAGCUAUUCGACACUCGAGUGGGAGCGAGGAAAGACGUAUCGCUUGCGAUUGGUUAAUGUAGGCGCAUUGGCCGAUAUGAUCUUUAGCAUCGAUGGUCACGCACUACAAGUAAUUGAGGCUGACGGAACCCUCAUCAAACCGUUCAAAAGCCGUCGCUUGUCCAUCGCACCCGGUCAGCGCUACUCUGUCUUGGUCCAAAGCCCGGAUACAAGGGUGAAGCACUCGCGCUUCUGGCUGCGUGCUCAAAUGGACAGCCGGUGUUUCAACAUGGCCAAUCCCUCGUUGAAUCUGACGACACUCGCAAUUGUCGACUAUGCCUCCCCAUCUAGUCGAACCUUCGAGAGCAACAAAGGGCUCGAUUUCCGAAGCCGGGGUCUCCCCUUUGCCCCUUCAUUGCCGACGACCGAGGCAUGGCCAGCUUCGCCUGAAGACGGCAAAGAAUGUCACGACGUCGAUCUAGCCCUGUUGAAGCCGUUGCUCGAGGAAGAGGAAGCAGCGCCAGCGCUGGACUUGGCCAAGGGUGACAUCAAAGUGGUCGUUACAGCAACGAUGCCAAAGAUGGAGCGACACGGCCUUGUCCCCGUGGGCUACCUCAACCAGUCAACUUGGCGCGCUCCGACUGAGCCAAUCCUACAGUCAUACUUUAAAGGAGGGCGGCGCGAGACGUCCAGAAAUCAGCUCAUCUUCGAAGGACACGCCGGGAGAGAUGAUCGCCCAACGACGAUUGAGCUGAUUGUUCAGAACAAAGACGAGGCACCGCACCCUUUUCACCUCCACGGCCACCACUUCUGGGUCAUGGAGACUGAAGAGUCUCCCAAUAUGAUCCCGAGCUUCUACUUUGAUCCAGAGGGAAAGCGGAGUCAAGCCUACGAACUCAAGGGACGGGCAAAGAGGGAUACUGUUCACGUGCCAGCGCUGGGCUAUGCCGUAUUGAGGUGGCGGAUGGAUAAUCCUGGUGUAUGGGCUUUUCACUGUCAUGUCCUCGUUCAUAUGGUGUCGGGCCUCGCAAUGGCCACAGUGGACGAGCCGGGAGUGAUUCCGAACCUGGGCAACAUCAUGCCAGAGUCAUGUCCCCGUCUUUCCGCUUGAUCUGGUCCAUUCUUGUAGUGUAUUUUUUCAAUGUGUAUCAACAA
Molecule: messenger RNA, 1976 nt
Organism: Acaromyces ingoldii
Lineage: Eukaryota; Fungi; Basidiomycota; Exobasidiomycetes; Exobasidiales; Cryptobasidiaceae
Product: Cupredoxin
Exons: 3
Coding region: 1-1932 (643 amino acids)
Molecular function (GO): copper ion binding; oxidoreductase activity
Source: RefSeq, a predicted model, not a curated record